CUCCCUCAACACAGAGCAGAGAGUUUGAGCCCAGCCUCCACGAUACAAAGCUCCACAUCAUUGGAGACUUGUUACUCACAUGUAAGCAGAGCGACUGGGAGGCAGGGCACUUUAGAGAAACAGAGACACAGCAAGAGAGAGAGCAGUAGUGGAAAGACAGAGAGACAGGCAGAAACUGAGGCAUGUCCAGAACCUGACACGCUAACAGGACUUGGAGCACUGAACAGCUGAAGGUUUAUGCCAGCUCUCAUCAGCUGCUUUGUGAAAGCCUGGAAUCACUCAUACAGAAGAAGACAACACCAAUCAGCCACUAUGCAAAGAGUCUGUAUAGGCCUUUUCCCACUGAUCCCCUUAAUAACAGCCGUCCUGAUCCUCCUGCUGUGUUCAGCUGGUUCUGGUCUGGAGCUGAACCCCAGCACGAAAGAAAUCAUCCUGACCGCUAAUUCCUCCAUCUCCAUCAUCUGUUCGGGCUGGGCGUCCGUUUCCUGGCGCUACAAAAGAGACGAGAAUGUACCUAUGUUUAGAACAGAGAACCGAUCCCGCACUUCUAGUGUUCUUUACCUGGAGAAUGUCACAUGGAAUCAAACAGGAGUGUACGUGUGCUCUGAGGAUGGCUCUGAGGAGAGCAGAGAGGUGGCCAUCUAUGUGCCUGAUCAGGACGAGUGGUUUUUGGAGAAUGAAUACAAUGCAGUUACUAAAACAAGUAAUGUAGGAACAAUACCCUGUCUGGUAACAGACCCAAAAAUAAACGUGACCGUUCAUGAAAAAGACAAUGAUAUCCCUGUGAUGGGCAAGUACAAUCCCACCAGUGGCUUUACAGGAAUAUUGGAAGACAAGAUUUACAGAUGCAGAGGUGAAUACAAUGGAGAGGAAAAGUGGUCCAAUUUAUUCUACGUCUUCAGCAUCUUAGUUCCUGAGGUUCUGGACACCCACAUCAGCGCCUCGAAGACGGUGCUGAAACAAGGCGAGCCGCUCAGCGUCAACUGCACGGCCUAUGGAGUUGAGCUCGUCUUCUUCACCUGGGAUUAUCCGAACAAAGAUACUGAAGAUGUAGAAAUCCUGACAGACAUAAUCCCAGCGACCAUGAGCAUGCGCUCAUUCCUCAACAUUUCUCAAACCACUCUGCAAAACUCUGGACAAUACUUCUGCCAUGCCCAAGAGAGCGUGAGCAACCAUCGCAAUUUGCUUAGCAUCAACAUCACUGUGCUGGAGAAAGGUUUCGUCGAGCUGAGCUCAUUUCUAAGUCCCAACAUUUCCGCAUUGCUGCAUGAGAACGUGGAGCUGAGGGUGGAGGUAGAAGCAUAUCCCAAGCCUCAAAUCCGCUGGAGCAAAGACGGAGCCACAAUCAACGGAGACAAUAUCAUCAGCACGGGGCAGGAACAAGAGACCAGGUACGUCAGCACAUUAACUCUAGUGAGAAUUCGCCUAGAGCAGAAAGGAUAUUACACUAUUCAUGUUGGAAACGAGGAUGAUUCUAAAGAGAUGACCUUUGAUCUAGUAGUUAAAGUUCCCCCUCAGAUAACCGAACUUUCAGAUCAUUACCUGCCGGAUAAGAAGCACGGCGUCACCUGUGUGGCAGAGGGAGUCCCAUCUCCCACAAUCCAGUGGUUCACCUGUGACAGCAUGCACAAAUGCAGUAACAAAAGCGCCGUGUGGAGCCCCCUAGUGCCAGAUACAGAAAGUGUCAGCAUUGUGACUAACACAACCUUUAACGAGAGCCGCAAGAUCCACCAGGUGUACAGCCAGGUGAUGUUUCUCCUUCCUCAGCAGAUCACUGUCCGCUGCCAGGCCAGGAACGAGAGAGGAGCUCGGGCAAGGGACAUCAGACUUGUCACUAGUACUCCCUUCUCACAGGUGGCUGUUCUGGCUGCUGUUCUUGGUCUAGUCAUCAUAGCCAUCAUUUUUAUCAUCAUCCUAAUUGCUGUGUGGAGGAAGAAGCCACGUUAUGAGAUCAGAUGGAAGGUAAUCGAGUCUGUGAGUCAGGAUGGACAUGAAUAUAUCUACGUAGACCCUGUUCACCUCCCUUAUGACCUGGCUUGGGAGAUGACUCGAGACAGUCUGGUCCUAGGUCGCACUCUGGGAUCAGGGGCAUUUGGAAGAGUAGUGGAAGCAACUGCAUAUGGACUCACCAAUUCCCAAUCUUCUACUAAAGUGGCAGUGAAAAUGCUCAAAUCAACGGCACGCAGGAGCGAGACUCAGGCUCUGAUGUCUGAGCUGAAGAUCAUGAGUCACCUGGGUCCACACCUCAACAUCGUCAAUCUGCUGGGAGCCUGCACUAAACAAGGUCCUCUGUACCUGGUGACGGAGUUCUGUCGAUACGGAGACCUGGUGGGAUACCUGCACAGGAACAAGCAGAGCUUCCUGCAGAACUAUGCUAACAAGAGUCACCAGUGCAGUGACAGUCACAUCUGCAUUGACUCUUAUGUGCCUUCUGGGAAAGGCUAUGUGUCAUUUGGCUCUGAGAGUGAUGGUGGUUAUAUGGACAUGAGGAAAGAGGACGUGACUGAAUAUGUGGCCAUGCAAGAGCUAUCAGACACCAUCAAAUACGCUGAUAUCCAGCCACCUCCUUAUGAGUCACCAUAUCAGCAGGACAUCUACCAGGAACAAGGUCACAGAGUGGACCUCUCACUGGUCAUCAGUGAUUCUCCUAUUCUGAGCUACACCGAUCUGGUGGGCUUCAGCUUUCAGGUGGCACAAGGCAUGGAGUUUCUGGCCUCCAAAAAUUGUGUUCAUCGGGACCUGGCAGCUAGGAACGUCUUAAUAUGUGAGGGAAAACUGGUAAAAAUCUGUGACUUUGGGCUGGCCCGAGACAUCAUGCAUGACAACAAUUACAUCUCCAAAGGCAGCACUUUCCUGCCCCUGAAAUGGAUGGCCCCAGAGAGCAUCUUCCAUAACCUCUACACCACGCUCAGUGAUGUCUGGUCUUAUGGUAUUUUGCUGUGGGAGAUAUUCAGUCUGGGAGGAACCCCAUACCCAGAUCUUCCUAUGAACGAGCACUUCUAUAACGCUCUUAAGAGAGGCUAUCGGAUGACCAAACCCAGGCACGCCUCAGAGGAAAUUUAUGAGGUGAUGAGGAAGUGCUGGGAAGAGAAGUUUGAGAAAAGGCCAGAGUUCUCCUAUCUGGUGCAAGAAAUGGGGAACAUGCUUACCGACGGCUAUAAAAAGCGAUACUCCCAGGUCAGUGAGAGCUUUCAGAAGAGUGAUCAUCCAGCUGUGGUACGCAGCAAGCCCAGGGUGCCCUCUCCAUUCCCGGGCACACUCCCUCCCUCUUCCACCAUUUUCCCUCCAACCUCCACACCUAACCAUUGCCUAGAGGCUGAUCAGGAGAUGGCACUAGCACCUUAUAACGGUUACAUCAUCCCAAUCCCUGACCCCAAGCCUGAAGAAGAGUGCCAGGAAGUCAGUAUGCCAACAGAAAGCCUCUCAAGCUCUGUAGCAUCUGAGGCAGAAACAGCAUCAUUGGAGGCUUCCAGUGCAGAACAGGAGUGCAAAUAUCGACUGAAGGACCGCUCCAAAACUCCUUAUGCAGAGGAGAGCUUCCUGUAACACCAUGUAGCUUCCUCUUACACUGGAGAAAAUCUGAGGUUGACAUUCAAACAAAAAGCAGACAGAGCGUCUGGUUAAUAUAGAGCCUAUAGGGUGACAUGAUGGUUGUUAGACACAACUGAUUAAUCUAUAUCAAGGCCAUAAAUUGAUAUUUCAAGAUGUUGUAAUCCAUUGUACUCAAUACUCAAAAACAAAAGUUCUAAAAGCGGUCCAGUGCUUUAGCUAAGAAAGACAUGGAAGUGUCUUUACACAACAAUAUGAUCUAUAGGAAUUAUUUCUGUGCAAGUAACAAAAAGAAAUUGCAUAUAAUGAAUGAUAUUUCAAUUCAAUGACAGUUGAUUGAGUUUCAAGUACAUUGGAUUGCAUCAUAAGGUAUUUUGUGGGCACAAAUUAGCCAUUGGUUAAUACACUGCAGGAACGUCAUAUUUAAUACUUAAAGUCACCUCCAGCUAAUUAUUUGGAGCAAAAGUUUAUUUGUUUUAAUGUGAUGUGGACUACAUCAUACUGAAGCAUAUUAUACUAUGUUACAUCACCAGUGAGUCCAUUGUGUGUCAUACCAAGAUGAAAAUUAAAUGUACUAUUAUCUGUCAGGUCCAUUCAUAGGCUUAUGUUACCACAACACUGGUCUAAUUCCUUUUAAAUUAUAAGGUGGCUCAAAUUAAGUAAUAGAUCUUGAGAAACUCAACUAGUGUCCUCAGUGUAUAAAUUUCAGACUAAAAUGUAUUUAAAAGUGUUAAUUUUUUUUCUUUCUUAAACCGUUAUUUUGUACAAGAGCAGUCAGGAUUACUACAUGCAACUUGUAUCAGCUUUCAUACAACAUCUUACUAUAUCUUAGGGAAAAUUUUGGAGGAUUGUAUUUUGGAGGAACAGAUUUCAAUGUGGAAAGCUGAGUGUUUUCAAUGCUGCGUUCGACUUCUAGCUCAGAAUUUCCCAUCUCUGACAAAAAAAAAACAAAGAAAAAGUGAUGGGGUGCCAGAGUUAGAACAAAAUGAGCCAAUUGUCAUGCAGGUGAACUGCAAGCAUUAGCAAGGAAAUAAAGAAUGUUCUGAUCACAAUUACAGGUAGGAAUGUUUAGUGUAGGUUUAAGGUUAGGAGCAUAAAAGAGUGCACCCCUCAAUUCAGAUAGGUGUCAGAGCUAGAUGAAAAUCAUGAGGUGCAGACAUAUGAGUUUAAAUGAUGACUGAUGUUUACUGAUAUUGUUACAGUUUGUACGUUAUAGUGUCUGCUUAUAUUUACAUUAAUUUGGAUAAAUUAUAAAUUACCCAGAAAGCAAAUUGUAGUUCGGUCAGUCGUGACUCAAAACUCUACUGCACGUACUCCGGUUCUAAUCUAAACGCAGUCAUGAUGGGGAAUUUGAACCCAAUUAAACACAAUUUAAAAUUAUAUAAUGUUAGUCAUAUAUACAGUCAUUGGGCUCAUUUCAAUCCAUCAGGCAAAACCUAACAGGGAUUGCUAGCAGCUGAAGGGGAGUUUUGUUCUCCUAGGCUGGCUCCUAGGUUAGAAAUACUGAGUUAGUCGAAAGCAGCACAAAAAUACUUUUUCAGAAAUUUCUGUGGAAGCGCCAUAUUUUCAAGGCUUUUACGGGAUCUGUUAAAACGUAUUGAUUGCUGUUGCUAGUUUGUCAAUGCUUUUAGGUGAAUAUACAUAUCAAAUAUACAGAUUCUGUGCUAUAAUAUAUAAAUAGACCUGUACACACAUUGACAGUGGUUCAAGUUGAGGCUUGCCAUGAGCUGCCUUAUGUUUUUAAUGCUGCAUUAUAAAACUUAUGAAGUUGAGCUAAAAAUUAUGAUUAUUUCUUCUUCCAUCAUUCUUAACAUCAGCUAAACCCUGCCGAACCUGCUUACUUUGUAUCAGCUCUGGGGAAUGCAGUUUGUGUGCUUCGGUGAGUGCUACUGUACCUUGUGCAUUUUUGACAGAUAUUGAAAUGCUCUCAUGAACAAAUCUAACCAUUACUUUUUAUGCAAAUGGUUUCAAGCUAACUUUGAAAGCAUGAGACCAUACGGAAAAUUUGCAGUUGAUACAUUCCUGAAUAAAGCUAUGAAUAGUUAGAGACAGGAACAAAAAAUCAGGUUGAGCUAUUUACAGUAAUAUAAAAUAGAGAAUGUUACAGUUCAGUGUGUUUAAAAGUCUAUAUCUUCAAAAAAGACUUUGGAAUCAUGGUAUCAAAUGACAUCUAAGUAGCAGCACUAUAUAUAUAUAUAUAUUUGAAGAAUUUUUUUGUCUUUUUCUUUUGGAAGACAUGUCUAUGAAAGUAUUUUCUAUCUCACAACUGUUGAUCAGAGUCUUAUGCAAAAGAACUACAUAUGUUUAUUUUUUUUUUUUUCUUUAUAUGAUUUCCCUAUAUUUGACCUUUUAGGUAGAGAAUUCUUAUAAGCCUUGUAGCAAAUUUGCACUUUAAAAAAAUAAUAUUGGAAACUAUGACCUAGAUGAUUUUUUAUUUUUUUUUUUUGGAAUUAUUUUAUUUUUUUUUUAACUUUAAUGAGUGAAUUGAAGGUACGUGAAAUGAAUUGAGGUAUUGUGUACCGUUGAUGCAGUAUUAUAAAGAAGAAUGAUUUCCUUCCUUUAGCAUUGUAGUCUUCUGAUUGAAAUACUAGUGAAACAGCACAGGUUAAGGUACUAGAUGCAGGGCAACUCUUUAAGUGUGAAAUUUGCUUUGUGUUACUUAUUUUUGCUAAAAUAGACUGUAUCUUUAUAUUAAAAUAGUAGUACAUUGUUGAGCCUCCAGUAAAAGUCGCUUUUUAAACCAAUAAAGGGCAAAUCACAUUUUUAUAUAUAUAGAAAAAAAUCACAAGAAACAGUAAAAACUAACCUCAGAACGGUAGCGAUGGCUCAUGCCUUAUACCUACUAAAACAGCCAUUUGUUUUGUAAAACACAUAAAAAUAUAGUGCUUUGACUUUGACCUUUCUUGAUUUUAUUGUAGCCUUUUUUUUUUUUGUAUAUGAGCCAAACCUUAUUUAGUGUCACACAUCAUUAAUCACACUUUAUGAGAAAAUAUUAUACACGCUAUGGUACCAAAGCUUCUACAGUAUGUAUGUUUACAAGUGUAUUUUUGUAUAAAUAUUUUGUAUAUUGUACUUUAAUGUACUGAAUGUACUAUAUGUAAAGGAAACCUAUAAUAAAAAAUCCUGAUUAUGUCUCUUUAA
Tachysurus vachellii is the source of this 6690-nucleotide messenger RNA. It is a transcript of the gene pdgfrb, whose product is annotated as platelet-derived growth factor receptor, beta polypeptide. Gene Ontology annotation, biological process: positive regulation of kinase activity; protein phosphorylation; cell chemotaxis. The record is from RefSeq and is a predicted model, not a curated record. Gene Ontology annotation, molecular function: platelet-derived growth factor beta-receptor activity; platelet-derived growth factor binding; ATP binding. Gene Ontology annotation, cellular component: signaling receptor complex. The transcript is spliced from 24 exons. NCBI's taxonomy places the organism in Eukaryota, Metazoa, Chordata, Actinopteri, Siluriformes, Bagridae. Bases 238 to 3546 code for a protein of 1102 amino acids.